CAGCAAACCCCACAACUUCUGCAUCUAGCUACUUAUAUAUAUAUUUUUUGGUAAUAAAAUGGCUCCGAGCAUUGGAAUUGCCUCCGCAGCGGUGGCGGCGCCGCAGCAAAGGAAGGGCGGCGAUGAGGCGGCACUGCGGCGGAGGAACGAGGAGUUGGAGAGGGAGCUGAAGAAAAGUUUGGAGAGGGAGGAGAGAAUGAAGGAGGAGCUGAUGAGGGUGUGGGAGCGGCUGAGUGUGGCGGAGGAGGCUGAGGAGCGGCUGUGCUGCCAGCUCGGCGAGCUGGAGGCGGAGGCAGUCAGCCAGGCCCGGGAAUACAGGGCCCGAAUUAUGGAGUUGAUGGAACAGCUGUCCGGUGCUGAGAAACUCCUCCGGAGUGCUACGUCGUCGUUUUCCAGCACCAUGUCCCAAUAACACCUUCAAUUACCGAAUUUUUUUGCCUCUUUUAAGGAGAUUUUGUAUAAUUGAAUCAGAAUCUGUAUCUAUAAUUUGGUGUUUGUACUGGCAAAUCCUCCAUUUGCAUUGAAUGGAGGAACAAGUUUUAGGCUUUUUUUGUAGUGUAUAAUGAAAUUGAGUUUUUGUUGAAUAUAAUUAAGGCAUUUGAUA
Erythranthe guttata (spotted monkey flower) is the source of this 604-nucleotide messenger RNA. Its product is annotated as protein RESPONSE TO LOW SULFUR 3-like. The record is from RefSeq and is a predicted model, not a curated record. Gene Ontology annotation, molecular function: NAD+ binding. NCBI's taxonomy places the organism in Eukaryota, Viridiplantae, Streptophyta, Magnoliopsida, Lamiales, Phrymaceae. Gene Ontology annotation, biological process: fatty acid metabolic process; cellular oxidant detoxification.